CGGCAACGGCACCUCUACUGUAAAAGAUCCUGUCCACCAACACUCGCCGAGUCCCAAUUCGACUACCCCAACACCGAACCGAGCACAAUCGAAUCGAAAUCACAACACCACCAGAAAGCCCAAGAUGCGUCCCCUCACAGAAAAAGAGACCGAGACCCUCUUCAACAAGCUGGCCAGCUACAUGGGCAGCUCGCUGAAGAACCUCAUCGCCCCGCUCGACAACGGUCCCGAGCCCGAUCGUUACGUCUUCCGCAUGAUCAAGGACCGUGUUUACUAUGUGCGCCUCUCCGUCGCCAAUCUUGCGACCAGCAUCGCCCGCGAUAAGCUUCUCAGCAUCGGUAUCUGCCUCGGAAAGUUCACAAAGACUGGCAAGUUCCGUCUGCACGUAACCGCUCUUCCCGUCCUCAGCGAGCACGCAAGAUACAAGAUUUGGGUCAAGCCCAACGGAGAAAUGCCCUUCCUGUACGGUGGCAACAUCGUAAAGGCCCACGUCGGCCGAUGGUCCGACGACUGCCCCGAGCACCAGGGCGUCAUCGUCUACGCCAUGGACGACAAGCCCCUCGGCUUCGGCGUCACCGCCCGCUCCACGGCCGAGGCGCGCCGUCUCGAUCCCACCGGUGUCGUCUGCUUCAGGCAAUCCGACGCCGGCGAGUACCUUCGUGACGAAGAUACCCUCUUUGCGACGAACAGUUAGAUGGGUCGGUCUUGUUAUGAGAGAUUGAAAGAGGAGGGGUGUGGGGGGUCUCGUUGUCAGGUAAUGGCCGUGGUGGUUGCGCUGCUGCUGCUGCUCUCGAUACCCUCUGGGUCUUCAUGUUUGGCACAUUUGGAACGGCGUUUUGGGUUCACCAAAAAAAGAAGAGCUUGAAGAACGGCGGGGCAUUUUCUACACGGCGUUUUACUGUGAUUGUUGGUCAUGGGCAAUCUUGAUCGUUUUACUUUUGGGGGAAGGAUACGCAGUUAGCUGUCGUUAGCUUAGGGCUCUCCAAGAUCUGGGCCUGCGAAGACCUGCUGUCUAGCAUAUACUGCGAAAUUUCAUCGACUG
Messenger RNA from Colletotrichum scovillei, 1042 nucleotides. Its product is annotated as 60S ribosome subunit biogenesis protein NIP7. The coding region runs from base 125 to 694 and encodes 189 amino acids. NCBI's taxonomy places the organism in Eukaryota, Fungi, Ascomycota, Sordariomycetes, Glomerellales, Glomerellaceae. Gene Ontology annotation, biological process: ribosomal large subunit biogenesis; ribosome assembly. The record is from RefSeq and is a predicted model, not a curated record. Gene Ontology annotation, molecular function: RNA binding. Gene Ontology annotation, cellular component: nucleus; preribosome, large subunit precursor; nucleolus. The transcript has 3 exons.